Tarenaya hassleriana is the source of this 457-nucleotide messenger RNA. RefSeq lists its product as uncharacterized. The coding region runs from base 71 to 340 and encodes 89 amino acids. The record is from RefSeq and is a predicted model, not a curated record. NCBI's taxonomy places the organism in Eukaryota, Viridiplantae, Streptophyta, Magnoliopsida, Brassicales, Cleomaceae. The transcript has a single exon.
CACAAACUCCUCAGAGGUAGAAUCACUCAACAAUCGCAGACCCAUUUUUCACACGGAGAGAGAGAGAGAGAUGGAGAAGAAGAGCAUAAGUAUGGUAGUGGGCAUGAUCUUGUUGCUUGUCUCGUCCAUGUUUGGUGAAUUUGAAAGCAGAUCCCUACGAUCAAAGGGAACAGAGAUGAACGGCUGUGAUCAACCGCCAACGCCACCACCUGAGCCAGUCGGUGGUUUUGGCUCCUUCUUGGCGGCGGCGGCGGCGAACAAUUCCGGUGAUCGGCGAUUAACGAGGAGUUUUGCUUUCCGGUUAGCUUCGGGGCCAAGCAAGAGAGGACGCGGACAUUGAAACUUUUUUUUUAUUCUUACGAGUUCAAAGAUUUGUAUUCAAAAGUAAAUCUAUACGUGUUUUGUUUUGAUUCAUUUAAUGUGGUGUAAAUCAUAUAAAUUUAUUAUAAGAAAAUGG